CUAAGGAGUCCUUCUCACCCUCCCCCUUUAGUUCAUUCAUCCUACGGCCUCCAUGAUAGUAUAGUGGUAACGUGUGGGCCUCUCAUCCGAGGGGUCGACGAGAAGCAGCCGGGCGUUCUUCACAAUCAGGCACAGCUUCGCAUACCGGACCUAUCCUCGUGAGACACCAAGUCGAGGAUUCCAUCUGUGCUUGAACCUACGGCUCCUUCUAUGAUAGCGUAGCCUAAGUACAAGUGCAAAUAUCAAGAAUAAAGGAGCAGCUGGCCGAGACGUAGUUAUUAUACGGUGACAGACAGUAAUGUGUACCAUUCAGCUUAAACUAUUAGCAAGGACAGACAGUUCUGUUACAACUCCCGCCACCUGUUGUACCGAUUCAAAGCAACGGAGGUUCGCGCCGCGCCAAAUUAUUUGCUAAAAAUAGACUGUGCGGUCAUACCACGUAGUGCCGUCGGAUACCACGUUCCAGAUACACAAUACCCUCUCUGAUGGUAUGUGAUGCUGGAAAGCGUUGUGCAAUGUACUUCAGGGGACCCAAAUCCCGGCGGCAAAUCUGGGUGGUUCUUUGCAUGUUCAUGACCGGGUCGUUGCUGCCGUGGUCGGCGGUCACCGACGGGCGGGCGCCGGCGUCACGGGAGCUGGAUCUGAAGAGGAUCUUGUUCGCGGGGGAGGUCGACCGCCACGCGACAACCCAUGUGCUCCUCUGGACGCAGAUGCGUUCGGGCUCGUCCUUCACCGGGGAUCUCCUGACGGCGUCGCCUCACACAUUCUACACGGAGGAGCCUCUUAGAGGAAGCAAACUCAGCGGCAUGGCUGAGUCCGUCGCGUUCCUGAAGGACAUCUUGCAGUGUCGCUUCAGCGAGCAGCCGAGGUUCCUGAACAAGUGGCUGAACGGAGUGAACGGCCACGACUACCGGACCAAGCUGCUGUGCCCGGAGUUCCCCGGCGUGUGCAAGGGCCCGAGCCUCGUGGAGGCGAUGUGCCGGGCCGCCCGGGCGAGGGUCGUGCGGGUCGUGUCGGGGGAGCUGGGAGUGGCGGCCGCGCUGCUGGAGGACGGCGGCCUCAGCGCGCGGGUGAUCCACCUGGUGCGGGACCCGCGCGCUCUCCUCGCGUCGCGGGAGCGCUUCAGGAACGGCACCCACGGCAAGUACUUGCUAGCGGCCGGCAUGGGAUUCCGCCAGGAGGAGAAGGACCCGUCGGCCGUGUGCGCCAGAUACCGCCGGGACAUGGCGGCCAGAUCGUCCUUCGUGCGCCUUUACCCAGACAGGUACGUGUUGGUCCGGUACGAAGACCUCGCCCUCGACGCCGAGCGGGUGAUGCGGCGCCUGUACCCCUUCAUGCGGCUGCCCUACACGGCGGCCGUUGCCAGCACGGUCGCCUUCCACACCUUACGCCUGGAGGAGGAGGACCACCCUUAUAGCACCAUCAAGAACUCGAAGUCGACUGUGUUCGCGUGGCGCCAGCACCUCCCCUUCCGAGACAUGGAGAGGAUCCAGAGGGAGUGCGGGGACGUCCUCGAGGCUUAUGGCUACAGGAGUUUCCACACGCCAAGGGAGUACGGGGAUCUGAAGGUGUCUCCGCUGUCUCUGACAGAGGAGGAGGUGAAUCGAUAGGAACUCGUUGUCUCAUUUGGAAAGUGCUGCCGUUUCGUAUGUAUUUUUUUCGGGUGUGUUUUUGGGUAGUAUUCCUAUCAUACUAGUUGCUUGGCGGACAUCGUUUCAAGAUCCCCUUUUGACACACCGUGAAUUGAGGUCGUGUAUCUAGCUAAGCCAACUGAAACGCAGCGACAAUAGACACGAAAGAUUUCUUUAACUUCCCUGUUGUGGCUACGUACUCUCUUCAAAUAUGUGUAUACGUAAUAACUGUGUCUUUUAUCUGUGCUUUAGUCGAGCCAAGUCCUGGGGCCAGAUUCUCAAACGUGUUAAGGCGCCUUAACUUACGGCCGAGCGAUCUUACAUACACAUACACAGAGCAAGGGACCCGCCAUAUCGGUGCGAGUUAAGGCACCGUAGGGUAUUAAGGCAGGGGGAGAGCAGCCUUAGCGCUUCACGGCGGGCGGGAAAUCAACUCUGCGCUCUCAUACAAGGGUAAUACAGCGCGCCUUAACUUAGGGCUCUUCUGAGAAUCCGGCCCCUGAACCCCUUGGGGCGACCAUUGCAGUGUAGCGGAAUCGACCUCAAGAGAAGCUGGUUCUGCAGAAGUCAUUUCCAUUGUUCUUCCUCCAUCGAGUUGCCGGUUGGAUAAGCCACGCUGUUUAGUCGCGCUUGCGUUGCUUCCGGUUUAGGAUGUAAGGCCCUUUUCCUCCCUCUGGUCAAUCAUGAUCAAAUUCCAUUACUGAAUUAUCCUCUUUAUUGGUGUUAGAUUUGCUUCAUGUCUUCUUAGUCAGUAUGGGAGUUGCUGGCAGUAGGUUUAUAUAACAAUGUACCAAAAAUGCUAAGAAAUGAUUCGAUAAACUUUA
Penaeus vannamei (Pacific white shrimp) is the source of this 2455-nucleotide messenger RNA. RefSeq names its product carbohydrate sulfotransferase 5. Gene Ontology annotation, molecular function: N-acetylglucosamine 6-O-sulfotransferase activity. NCBI's taxonomy places the organism in Eukaryota, Metazoa, Arthropoda, Malacostraca, Decapoda, Penaeidae. The record is from RefSeq and is a predicted model, not a curated record. Gene Ontology annotation, biological process: N-acetylglucosamine metabolic process; sulfur compound metabolic process.